AUGGAGGCAGCGCUGGGCUGUCGCGUCCGUCCGCGCGCUGCGGUUGGCUGUGUGCCACAGGCGGCCUGUCGUUGUCCGUCGGCCCGGUCUGCUCGCGUUGCAAUGCAUCCGCUGCAGCCGCGUCGCCACCUGCUCGGCGCGAACAGCUUGCGCCGGCCUCGCGUGUCCGCCGGACGGCGGCUGCCCCACCCCCCGCCGUCCCGCGCCCCCAGAGCGGCGCUCGUCGCGGAGUCGGCUUCCAGCGAAAGCAGGGACGAUGUGACUGUAACGGGCGAUGCAGAGGAGCAGCUGAGAGCGUCCGCGACGGAGGGGGGCGCUGAGGAGGCCGGGGCGUUCGAGUGGAGCCGCGCGUGGUACGCCGUGGGCGUGGCGUCCGACAUGGACGCGGCUCGCCCGCACGCCGUCACCGUGGUGGGCCGCCCGCUCGUGCUCUGGCGCGACGCCGCGGGGUCGUGGCGGUGCUUCCUCGACCAGUGCCCCUCUCCGAGGUCAGCCUGCCCGCCCCGCCGCCCCGCCUCCCAUCUCACCUUUUUCCAUCCCUCCUAUUCCCAUCGGACCCCCGCAGGCGUUACGUGUCGGAUCGCAUCUGUUCCCGCCUCACCCACCUCGACCUCACCUCCUCUCACCCCCCCCUUCCUUCCCCCCCCUCCCCUGCCAACGACCACAGGGCCGCAUAGACGCGGAGGGGCGGCUGGCGUGUUCGUACCACGGGUAGGUGUUCGCAGGCAGCGGCGCGUGCCAGCUCAUCCCGCAGGCCGCCCCGGAGCAGCCCGGCCAGGCCCCCCGCGCCGUGUGCUCCCCGCGCGCCUGCGCCACUGCCUUCCCCGUGAGGGAGUUCCACGUGAGUGCCAGGCGGGGAGGCCCGGGAUGGCGAGGGAACUCGCAAGGCGGCAGCAAGUGGUUGGGGGGGCGAGGGCAGUAGGGGUGGUGGAGGGAAGCAACGACACCCCCCUGUGCCGCACCUCGUUGCCGAGUGGCAAGCCAGAGGGUGAAGCGACCCUUCAGAGGCGGAUUUGUGCUUCGCAGAAGUUCACCCAACGUGCUGUUGCAUGCAAGCUAAUCGCUCCCCAUUCACCUCGUUCGCCUCCAUGCACGCCAGCCACCCCUUUCCCCCCCCUCCCCCUCCCGACCUCCCAGGGAGUGCUGUUCGUGUGGCCUGACGAGCACUCACCACAGCAGGCGGAGGCGAUGCCGCUGCCGCUGCCGCACGGGGUGGAGUGGGAUCAGUACGACGCGCUGCCGCACUACACGCGGCGCCUGGCGUACGGCUACGAGGUGCUGGCGGAGAACGUGGUGGACCUCUCCCACUUCCCCUUCGCCCACCACGGCGUCGGCAUGACCACCCGCGACCAGGGCAAGCCCGUCAGCGACACGGCAUGA
Molecule: messenger RNA, 1380 nt
Organism: Closterium sp. Naga37s-1
Lineage: Eukaryota; Viridiplantae; Streptophyta; Zygnematophyceae; Desmidiales; Closteriaceae
Source: the annotation of a GenBank genome assembly